GUUGAACUCCAAGCUGCUAACUGAAUAGUUGGUGUGUGCAGAGCAAUGCAGAAGUAAUAGUAUAAUGACCAUAACACGUGAUUUCUUGGUAAACAUGAAUCAUGUGGAUCACACCAUGUGCAGGGGAGUGGAAGAUAAAUGAAUCCUAUUAGCAGAUAACAUGUGUUCAUCAGUAUUUGUGUGGAAUGUCUAUAGAGAACAAACUAGCAAAUGGAUAAGAAACAAAUUGGACCACAAAUCAAACUGUCUAAUCUGAGCAUGGCGACAAUGAGGAAAAUGGCUUCCAUAAAUCUGUAGAAGGAUUUAAAAAUACUAAGACUUGAUCGAUACGCGGUAAACUACGAUAAACCAGAUUUUAGGGAUUCCCGCUGUUCAAACUCGCUCUCGAUCUUCGUGUCGAAAGUGCGAAUCGAUAAUCAAUCACUACGUUAGCCUGUAUCUACAGCACAGCCGAUCUCUCAGAACCAUAAACAUAUAAACUCGUUUACUGCAGCAGGUUACAUGUCUUUGCAGUUCAGAGACUAUCACCAACAUUUACAAUGGAGCUGACCGGAGAGCAGCUGAAAGACGCAGAGACCCAGCUGAGAAGACAUCUACCACGGUCACUACUGGUGUACGGUAAUUUGGUCCUGUUAAACAGAGUCAGCUCAGACCCUGUCCAGGUGUUGGUGGACACAUGGCCACACUUCACUGUGAUUGUCUGCAGACCAACGCAUGUGCAGAAAGGUGAUCUCUUCAAAGAUAUACUGUUUUUUGCAAUGGAUGAAGCUCUUAUGGAGGAAACAUUACGAAAGUCCUCUAUCCUUGAUUGGACCAGGUUUCUUUGUCUUGCAAUCAGCCAUCGGCACCUGGAGACAUUCAAUGCAGUGGCAUCAGAAAAACACGUGUCCAGCAAAAAACUGGCAGUGUGUCACAUGAUGAUAUUAGAGGAUAUAUCCAAGCUUCCCUCUGUAGACAGCUCAGGAAUGUCCCUCGGCUCUCUGGAUGAAUCCCACGUUUGCUGCGUGAGUCAGACGUGGAAGUUUGCAAAUGAUGACGAGGCUGUGGGGAUGAUCCGCAACAUGAUCACAAACUUCCCCUCCUGCUGCGUGCUGGAUGCACAACGUAGGCCAGUGUCCUGGAUCCUGACCUAUGCCUCGUGUGCCAUGGGAAUGCUGCACACUCUGCCAGAGCACAGGGGCAAGGGCUACGCCAAAGUCCUCAUCAGCACCAUGGCAAAGAGGCUCCACACUCAGGAAUAUCCAGUCUACUGCUUCAUAGAGGAGGAGAACCUGGUCUCCUACAGGCUUUUUAAAACCAUGGGCUUUACUGAAGAUCCCACAUACAGGCAGGCCUGGGUGGCAUUUAAUGAACAGCUCAGUGGAUGGUAACAAAUACAAAUAUUAUAUAUUCUAAAUAACUGAUGGACUUUAGAGAAACAAAUUAAGUUCAGCUAAUUCAUUUGCACAUUGAGCACAGAAAAGGCAGGUAAACAAGUCGUUUAAAAGCUGAUGGUUUUGUCCUACAGCAAUUGUUAGAAGUUAAGUUGCCUUAAACUGAAAAACCUGCUUCAUGGAAAUGCACUCGCAUAUCUCUCUUCAAACACCUCAUUUCUUUUCUGAAAAAUCCAUUGACGUAUGACUGGAUCUGGAAUGAAAAGAAGGAAUCGUAAUGUCAAAAACAUCUGUAUAUAUGCCUGUUUAAUGACAUUGGCAUUUUUAUAAUUACAUUUAUUUCUGACUAAAAUCGAUCCUGCAUUAAAAACUGAAAUAAU
Pleuronectes platessa (European plaice) is the source of this 1753-nucleotide messenger RNA. RefSeq lists its product as uncharacterized. NCBI's taxonomy places the organism in Eukaryota, Metazoa, Chordata, Actinopteri, Pleuronectiformes, Pleuronectidae. Bases 540 to 1370 code for a protein of 276 amino acids. The record is from RefSeq and is a predicted model, not a curated record. Gene Ontology annotation, cellular component: mitochondrion. The transcript is spliced from 5 exons. Gene Ontology annotation, molecular function: glycine N-acyltransferase activity.